GGUGAGUGUCUCCCAGGGCCGCGCGCCAGGAGCCCUAACCGGAGCCGGAGACUCGCAGCCUCUAUCCCAUGGCCGGGUCUCCCCGCCGCACCGCGGGCCGGCGACUGCAGCUGCCCCUGCUGUGCCUCCUCCUCCAGGGCGCCACCGCCAUCCUCUUUGCGGUCUUUGUCCGCUACAACCAUGAAACCGACGCUGCCCUCUGGCACUGGCGCAACCACAGUAACGCGGACAAUGAAUUUUACUUUCGCUACCCAAGCUUCCAGGAUGUGCACACCAUGAUCUUCGUGGGCUUCGGCUUCCUCAUGGUCUUCCUGCAGCGCUACGGCUUCAGCAGCGUGGGCUUCACCUUCCUCUUGGCCGCCUUUGCCCUGCAGUGGUCCACACUCGUCCAGGGGUUCUUCCACUCCUUCCACGGUGGCCACAUCCAUGUAGGCGUAGAGAGCAUGAUCAAUGCUGACUUCUGCGCUGGGGCUGUGCUUAUCUCCUUUGGUGCCAUACUGGGCAAGACUGGGCCGGCUCAGCUGCUGCUCAUGGCCCUGCUGGAGGUGGUGCUAUUUGGCCUCAACGAGUUUGUGCUCCUUAGUCUCCUCGGGGUGAAGGAUGCAGGAGGCUCCAUGACUAUUCACACUUUUGGUGCCUACUUCGGGCUGGUCCUCUCCAGGGUCCUCUAUAGGCCCCAGCUGGAGAAGAGCAAGCAUCGCCAGGGCUCCGUCUACCAUUCGGACCUCUUUGCCAUGAUUGGGACCAUCUUCCUAUGGAUCUUCUGGCCUAGUUUCAACUCUGCACCCACUACGCUGGGGGAUGGGCAGCAUCGGACGGCUCUCAACACGUACUACUCCUUGACUGCCAGCACCCUUAGCACCUUCGCCUUGUCAGCCCUUGUCGGGAGGGAUGGGCGGCUGGACAUGGUCCACGUCCAGAAUGCCGCACUGGCCGGAGGGGUUGUGGUGGGGACAUCGGCUGAAAUGAUGCUGACACCCUUUGGGGCUCUGGUAGCUGGCUUCCUGGCUGGGACCGUCUCCACACUGGGGUACAAGUUCUUCACGCCCAUCCUUGAGUCAAAACUCAAAGUCCAAGAUACAUGUGGUGUCCACAACCUCCAUGGGAUGCCUGGGGUCCUGGGAGCGCUCUUGGGGGUCCUUGUGGCUGGGCUGGCCACCCAUGAAGCUUACGGAGAUGGCCUAGAGAGCGUGUUUCCGCUCCUAGCCAAGGGCCAGCGCAGCGCGACGUCUCAGGCCAUGCACCAGCUCUUCGGACUGUUUGUCACACUGAUAUUUGCCUCUGUGGGUGGGAGCCUUGGAGGGCUCCUGCUGAGGCUGCCCUUCUUGGACUCCCCGCCAGACUCCCAGUGUUACGAGGACCAGAUUUACUGGGAGGUGCCUGGGGAGCAUGAGGACUUAGCCCAGGGACCUCUGAGGGCAGAGGAACCGGAGACUCGGGCCUAGCUUGCUUCCAGGCCUUGAAAGGAUGCUCUCCUUUUAGAAGAUGAUGGCUGGCUACCGUUGGGAAGCUUUUUUUUCUAGUUCCCAUCACUUCUGCUGCAAGAAAGAAGACAGGAGCCGGAAGGAGCCUCCUUACCAUAGGCAGCAUUGGGGGAGGGGCAGUAACUAGCGUGGGGAGGGGAGAGCCUCACACAGCCCCACCCCACCGCCCCACGCCCUGCAAGUGAGGCACCCAAGUGACUGCUGACCCACUGGACCAGCAUCACUCUGUUACAGUGAAGCCUGAGCCAGGGCCUGGCUCCCUGAGGGUGAUAAAUACCACGGUCACCGAGGA
Messenger RNA from Balaenoptera musculus (blue whale), 1776 nucleotides. RefSeq names its product Rh family B glycoprotein (gene RHBG). The record is from RefSeq and is a predicted model, not a curated record. The transcript has 10 exons. Gene Ontology annotation, molecular function: ammonium channel activity. Gene Ontology annotation, cellular component: plasma membrane. Lineage: Eukaryota; Metazoa; Chordata; Mammalia; Artiodactyla; Balaenopteridae. Bases 69 to 1445 code for a protein of 458 amino acids. Gene Ontology annotation, biological process: ammonium transmembrane transport; ammonium homeostasis.